AGCGCAAUGUGAACAAUCCAUAAACUUGGCAGCUUGAUCAGGGAGAUGUGACACAGCUUGUCACAUUCUUAGUUUAUUUCGUGCACAGUGUCUCAAAAUUAAUGACUCAAUGUCAUUUGAAGCGUCUUGACACAGACACCUCGGAAUCAGCAUGACUGAACGAACGCGGGAAUCGUGGCGGGGUGUAAGAAGAGGCGCCAAGUUUGGAGGCUUCCAUCUUAAUUCCGGUAGUUCCGUUACCUGUAUCGCGCUAGCAAUGUAUUUCUUUACACUGGUCAUUUGUGUGCAAGCUGAAGACUGCGUCCUGAUCUCGACGAAAGAUGCAAUCAAGCCUGGUGCAAAAGUGACCCUGACUUGCUCCGCAAUGGCAGCCAGCGUCUGCAGUGCCAUUCAUAAAUUCCUGGACAGGUCUUGUCAAGUGUAUUUGUACUGGGUGCCUCCCACAGGCUUCGACAGUGCCGAGGAAGGGGAGAUAAACACCAGUCCAGACGCCUUAAUGUCCACACUGGUCAUCAACGCAAUGUCAGAACGCUUUGCUGGGACUUACUCUUGUACCAUAAGCUGCCUUGCGUCGUCCUACACCGGCAAAUACAACUUAGUUAUGGAGACCGGCGGCGGCGGACCAGCACGGACCAGCGCCAGGUAUGACGAGACAGAAGAGGCGUUUCAGAUGUGGUACAUUGCAGCUAUAGUGGGAGGCGUCGUGUUCAUCGUGAUAGUGGUCAUCAUUUUUCUGGUGGCGCGCAGAAGGCAGCGAAAUCGGGAGGACACGACCCAGGCAGCAACGCCACCUACUUAUGACGGCAGAACAAAUCCCUCCUAUGAAAAUUCCAACGUGAACAUCCAUAUUUCUUCUACGCCGCAGACUACAAUAAUUGAAAACGGUCAAUCACCGCAGAUUGGAGCACCGGAACAAGUAACCCUGCGACAACCGCCCCAGAGAACCGACCGUCCCCCAUCUUACGAUGACUACCGUGCCUACCCAGUAAUCAGAAGGUUGUCCACCGAAGAGGGGGUGCCUGUCGGCCCUGUGGAGCUAUCACAAAAUUUGUACACUCAGCGUCCGCCUCGUCCGGGAAGUAGAGGCUCUCGUCCAUCUUCGCAGUAUUCCGGUGGAUCUCGUCCCGUAUCGCAGUACUCUGACUUUGAUAUAUCUCUAUAUCAAGACCCUUCGAAUUCUACUGUUGUAUAAUAGGUUUAAGGUUGUAUAUACUCUUUUUCUUACCAUGGUUAAUGCACGUAAAUCACUUGUGAACAGACUGAAAUGAUGGUUUUAUUGUAUAUAACGUGUUAGACAUUUUUGCAGAUGUUAUUAUUUUACGUUUUAAUAAUGCUUCCCAGAUUUAGAAAGUGUCACUUUUCUGUCAAAAACACUUUUAUGAAUCUGAACUCGCCUUGAGGAAAAUUUACAGCAUCACCGUGGAGAAAACCGCAAAAGAAAUGAGGUUUUUAAAGCCUAAGGCUGGACCAAGUUGUAAGCUGUGAUCGAAAGGUUAUUUAAUUUCAUUUUAAUGUAAAAAAAAAAGACAUCACCAAUCAUUGCUUUAAAUAUUGGACGGAUUAAACGUUAUAAAAUGUUUAUUUGUCUAAGUUUUAUUUGACACAGGUUUCAUCAGAUUCUGUGUAUAUAACAUAUACAUGUAUGAUAUGUAGCAUAACGUAAAUUCAGCGUAAUGCAAAGAAAAGGGUAUUUUUUACAAUCUACGACGAAGAAAUUAUAUUUCAUGAUUUAUGCACAUUUAAGAUAUCCUCACUAGUGAACUUCGUACGCCAUUCACAGGUUUUGCAGGUUAUAUCGGCAUACCUAAAUAGAUAGGUAUUUCAAUUGGUUAUUUUUGGGCGGACCAUGUUUUGUUUCCUUUAUCCUGUACUAUGACUACAUCACGAAUAUGGAUACUAGACAUAGGGUCAUACACCAUUUUAAAAAUGGACACUGGUACUCAUUUAAUCGAAAGUGUUGUUAAAUGAACUUAAGUAACAGAACUCACUAAAAUCUUGAAAAUGGAACAUGGGCAAAUAUACUUUCUCACUUUGAAUUGUACAAAAUUUGAUGGAAAAUAAGGCUUUCAUCAUUUCAUUUUCUAUUUUUAAAUUAAAAUUACUUAAGCAAAGCCAAGUAUAUACUGCUGUUCACGUCCGUCUAUUAGUGUUUCUAUGUUAUACAAGUCGUUAUUGUAGACAUUUUCUUAUGCGGUUUAAUGUGUUAUUUUGUUACAGUUGGUGACUGUAUAAAUUGUAUUUUAUCAAAAUACAUGAUUGCAGUGGUUAGCGAAAGUCAACAGAAGUGGAGUUGUGUUUGUACAUUAUGUCUGAGUCCUUUUUUGUAGUUAAUAUGUGAAUCACGUGUUUGACACGCUACUGUUCUAGUGUACUAGUACAAGAUAAAAAACUUAUUUUCAACAACUUUACCUACAUGUACAUCGCCAGCCUCGUCUUUAACGCUUGUGCUGAAGUGUAGAUAUUUAGUUUAAUAAGUAGCGUUUGUAUAUAUAUAUCUACUUUG
Lingula anatina is the source of this 2503-nucleotide messenger RNA. RefSeq lists its product as uncharacterized. The record is from RefSeq and is a predicted model, not a curated record. Lineage: Eukaryota; Metazoa; Brachiopoda; Lingulata; Lingulida; Lingulidae.